Messenger RNA from Funneliformis geosporum, 444 nucleotides. NCBI's taxonomy places the organism in Eukaryota, Fungi, Glomeromycota, Glomeromycetes, Glomerales, Glomeraceae. The record is from the annotation of a GenBank genome assembly.
AUGGUACUCGGUAUGGAUGUCAGUGCUGAAAUUAGUGAAACUGAAGAACUCGCAGAAGACUUGCUCUCAAUCGUCACGGUAUUUGUGGCAAGACAUAACGGAAUGCCGUAUCCGUCUCUUUCCUACGCAAGAAGAGAAAUUGAAACUCAAACGCUGGAUGGGAACAGCACGAUGGACUUACAAUCAGUAUCUCGUAGCAGUCGAAAAAGAGGGUAUCACGCGAACAAAAAAGCUCUGCGAGUACAGUAUCUUAAUGCCACAAAUUUCAAUAAUACCGAACUUAAAUGGGCUCUUGAAACCCCAUAUGAUAUUCGCGACGAAGGGAUGAAUGAUCUACUUAAAGCAUAUUCAACAAAUUUUGCUGCAAAACAGACGAAAUUUAAGAUAAAAUUUCGCUCUAAGAAAGAUCGACAACAAUCUAUUGCAGUUCUAUCGAAACAUUAG